AUGACAGAUAUUUUUACUUGUAUUAAUACAAUUACAACAACAACAAUCACAUUUAAAAGUGUGAUACAGUCAGAGUAUAUCAAAAGAUUGAUAUUCAAUCAAGUCGAGUUGAUAUCAAAACAAUUGGCCAGUCAUGUAAAAGAAAAGGGACUAACCUCAUUUGAUCAAGGUAUAAUCAAUACAUCGUUAAAGGGAAAAGAUAUUGCAAAGUUGCCUAGAUUUGAAAUGAUUUCAAGAUUUGCAAUGCCAUGGAACUUUAUCAAACAUUAUCUUUCAUCACCAUCAGAACAACAGAAUGUUGUUGAUGGCACUGAUGAUGAUGACUCGACAAUCAAAGCAAGAUUAUUUGCAAUCUCUCGCUAUUGUGCACAUCAAAACGCAACAUUGGAUACACUCGAACAUCUUGUUGAAUGGACUCCUGCAUUUAAUCCUCAACUAGACGACAAGAACACAAACAGCUGUUACAGACACGUUCGAAAACCAUAUCAACCAGGAUAUGAAUUUGCAUCUAAUAUUGCAUCGGUUGGAAAUAUUGAUAUUCUCAGAUACCUUGUCACCAGAUAUCCCAAUAUCAAUCUUGCUGGUGCAAAAGAUAAUGCUGCCAAAUUUGGAUAUCUCUCGAUUAUGAAACUAUUGGAACCAUUUAAAACACCAUCAAGCAAUCACGGUGAAAGAGAAUACACUUCAAACUAUACUCUUUGUCGUGCAACUGGACAUUUCGAUAUUUUCAAGUAUCUUGUAGAGAAUCUAACCGAUAAAAGCUAUCUUAAAGAUACCUAUGGAUAUUUAGAGAGUGCAAUCAGUAGUGGUAAUUUAGAUUUUAUAAAGUAUGUUUAUGAAAAUGUGACCAAAAAUCCACGCUAUUCAGGAAUUGAUAAAGCUGCAGACAAAGGAUCCAUUGAAAUUAUUAAAUUUCUUCAUGAUAAUAAAGUUGGUGAAUCUGAUCAAUGGGAAGGGGCUAUGUCUCAUGCUGUAAUGAAUGGGCAUUUAUCAAUGGUUGAGUGGCUUCAUCAUAAUAGAACUGAAACAGGCACAACUGAUGAAAUGGACUAUGCUUGCCGAAAUGGUCACAUUUCCAUAGUUGAAUGGUUACAUUUUAAUAGAACCGAAGGAUGUACAACCAAAGCUAUGGAUUAUUCCAAAACUUUGGAAAUAGUUCAGUUUCUUCACAUCAACAGAACGGAAGGUGCAACAACAGAUGCCAUUGACAAUGCAUCGUCGAGAGGCAAUUUAGAUAUUAUAAAAUAUCUCCACUCUAACAGAACUGAAGGAUGUACCCCCAAAGCAUGGGAAAAUGCUAUAAAGAACAAUCAUAUCGAUGUUGUAAAGUUUUUGUAUGAACACAAGAUUGGACAAUGGACAGAAGAGGUAAUGAAUCAAGCAAUUACAUAUAAUUGUUCGAUAGAGAUGAUAUUAUUCAUUGACGAUAAAUUAAAAGUUGGAUGUACAUCACCUAGAUCUGUUGAAACUGCUGCAAAAAAUGGAAGAUUAGAUAUCAUUCAAUAUCUUCAACAACAUCACAAUACAACAUCAUCAUCAUCAUCAUCUAUUUGGACAUCUAAAAUAAUGGAUAAUGCUGUUGAAUAUGGACACAUUGAUAUUGUAAAGUUUUUACAUGACAAUAGAAGUGAAGGAUGUGGAGGAUGUGCUCUAUCCUCUGCAGCAGGAAAAGGUAAUUUAGAAAUGGUCGAGUUUCUUUACAAGAAUAUUGUCAACCAAUCAAAUUGUAAAGUGGACACAUAUAUUUCAAACGUACCUGUUAUGAAAUACCUUUUGGAAAACAAUUUGAUUGAUAUCAAUAGUGCCCAAUAUAAUUGUUGGGAUGAUGAUUACGAAAUUCAGGCACUCAUUAAGAAAUAUGAAGCCGCUGCUAAUGAGCAACCUAUCAAAAAGAUCAAAAAAGAUCCAGCCUAUUUUGAUGACCAAAUGCUUCUUCGUCUCUUUCCCAGAAAUUCGUUGCGUCCUUGUCACAAGUCGUUUCUUCGAUACCAUAUUCUUUCCAUUGUGGAUGCCAUCGCGUUGGUUACCAUUGGGUCUGUUUUGCUGCUGUCGAGGAGGUUGGAUCCCCAAUCGAUCUUGGGGAGUCCAUGUUGUUGGGCCACCUCUUUCAUCAUGUCAAUUACUUGCAGUGAUCAACUAGCUUUAGGUACUCUAGUCGAGUUGAUAUCAAAACAAUUGGCCAGUCAUGUAAAAGAAAAGGGACUAACCUCAUUUGAUCAAGGUAUAAUCAAUACAUCGUUAAAGGGAAAAGAUAUUGCAAAGUUGCCUAGAUUUGAAAUGAUUUCAAGAUUUGCAAUGCCAUGGAACUUUAUCAAACAUUAUCUUUCAUCAUCAUCAUCACAAAAUGUUGAUGGUGCCCAUGUUGAUGAUGACUCGACAAUCAAAGCAAGAUUAUUUGCAAUCUCUCGCUACUGCGCACACCAAAACGCAACAUUGGAUACACUUGAACAUCUUGUUGAAUGGACUCCUGCAUUUAAUCCUCAACCACAACAUCAAAAAGAUGAUCAUGAUGAUUGUUACAGACACGUUCGAAAACCAUAUCGACCAGGAGUAAGGAACUGUGGAGGACCUUCUUUUAAGUAUGAAUUUGCAUCUAAUAUUGCAUCGGUUGGAAAUGUUGAUAUUCUCAGAUACCUUGUCACCAGAUAUCCCAAUAUCAAUCUUGCAGGUGCAAAAGAUAAUGCUGCCAAAUUUGGAUAUCUCUCGAUUAUGAAACUAUUGGAACCAUUUAAAACACCAUCGAGCCCGCCGUAG
Cavenderia fasciculata is the source of this 2754-nucleotide messenger RNA. RefSeq lists its product as uncharacterized. NCBI's taxonomy places the organism in Eukaryota, Evosea, Eumycetozoa, Acytosteliales, Cavenderiaceae. The record is from RefSeq and is a predicted model, not a curated record. Gene Ontology annotation, molecular function: protein binding. The transcript has 11 exons. Bases 1 to 2754 code for a protein of 917 amino acids.